GUCAAUGACUCAUGGGCCCCCACUUCCCCGUAACCCCACCUUGUCGUCGGCCAUCUCGCUUCCCUUCGCCACCUCGUCGUCGGAUCCACACAGCCACACAGGUGCAGCCGUAAACCCUCUCAGUUCUCACCUUACAGAGGAGUGGAGGUAAAGACACGGGAAGAGGAAGAAGAUGUCGUCCAAGGUGUACACCCUCGAGGAGGUCGCCAAGCACAACACCAAGGACGACUGCUGGCUCAUCAUCGGCGGCAAGGUGUACAAUGUGACCAACUUUUUGGAGGAUCACCCAGGAGGCGAUGAUGUUCUGCUGUCUUCAACUGCCAAAGAUGCUACUGACGACUUUAAAGAUGUGGGCCACAGCACCACUGCUCGUGCAAUGAUGGACGAGUACUUAGUUGGUGAAAUCGAUGCGACCACAAUACCCACUAAGGUGAAGUACACGCCCCCCAAGCAGCCACAUUAUAACCAAGAUAAGACCCCCGAGUUCGUCAUCAAGAUCCUGCGGUUUUUGGUCCCCUUGGCAAUAUUAGGCUUGGCCGUCGCUGUAAGGAUCUACACCAAGUCGGAAUCCGCUUAGUACUGUUGUCAGUCUUUCAAAGAUCACAACUGAAUAAGUUAGUGAGGAUUGCAUAUGUUAUACGAGUAUGGUCUAUCAUGAAUUCAGAAAUUUCAGUCUUUGUGGUCGUAUGGUUACGGUCUAUUGGUAAAUGAGACUCAAAUGAAAUGGAUGGAUAUUCGGUUCUA
Messenger RNA from Phragmites australis (common reed), 744 nucleotides. RefSeq names its product cytochrome b5-like. Bases 173 to 577 code for a protein of 134 amino acids. Gene Ontology annotation, cellular component: membrane; intracellular membrane-bounded organelle. Lineage: Eukaryota; Viridiplantae; Streptophyta; Magnoliopsida; Poales; Poaceae. Gene Ontology annotation, molecular function: heme binding. The transcript has 3 exons. The record is from RefSeq and is a predicted model, not a curated record.